UCCUCCCGAUGUUAAAACUCUGCAGGUUCGUCUGCGAUGCUGCUGCAGUGUUUUGCAGUCAGACCUGAUGGACCAGACGGUGGCGCUCUGCUGCAGCACUGCACCACCAACCGGACCAGAACCAGACCCAUCAAACCCACACAGUCCAGGUCCAGGUCCCACAGGAGACUUCAGAGGUCUAAAGCCGUCAAACAAGGUUCUUCUCAACGCCGCUACCGUCGUGUGUCGCCUGCUACUGACAUCCAACAGGAGGAGGAGGAGGAGGAGGAGGAGGAGGAAGUGGAGGAGGAAGAGGUGGAGGAAGAGGUGGAGGAAGAGGUGGAGGAGGACACAGGUGAUCCCACCUGGACUCCACCUGAAGGAGCUGUGAACCUGGACCAGGAGGUCCAGCUGGACUCAGACUCACAUCAUGCACCUGUGGGUGUGGUAAAGCUGGAGCCCGACAGCACCGUAUGUGACGUGUGUGGUAAAGUGAUGAAGAACAAGUCUAGUCUGGCCCGACACUCCUUCAUCCACACGGGGAAGAAGCCGUUCGGCUGCCAUCUUUGUGAACUCCGCUUCAACCGCAGAGACAACCUGCAGCACCACCUGAGCCGUCUGCACCCGAACGGUGUCGCCAAGCUGGAGAAGCAGCGCGCGGUCCAGGCCUGGCUGUGUGCGGCGUGCGGUAAGACCUUCAGCUGCAGGUCCAGGCUGAAGACCCACGAGGUCAUCCACUCGGGGAUCAAACCUCACCGCUGUGAUCUCUGCCCCAAAGCCUACAUGAGGACCAACGACCUCGAGCACCACAAGAAGAUCGCUCACGUCCGUGGCGCCACCGAGCCGCAGACGCCGAACUUGCUGCUCUGCGACCUCUGCGGCAAAGAGUUCAAGUGCCGGUCGCAGCUGGCGGUCCACUUCCAGACUCACACCGGCGAACGGCCGCACCUCUGCGACGUCUGCGGACGCAAGUUUGGCCGUCAGUACCAGCUGAAGCGCCACAAGGUCCUGGUUCACGCCAACCAGGCCGACGGCUACGAGAACCCGCCGCCUGAGUCGCAGUUCGCCUGCGGCAUCUGCGGUAAGCGGCUGAAGACCGAGGCGCUGCUCGCCGCUCACUCUCGCAUCCACUCGGGCGACAAGCCUUACCGCUGCGGCGUCUGUCUGCGCGGCUUCCAGCGUGCCACCUGCCUUAAGCAGCACCACCUGCGCAUCCACCUGAGGGUGAAAGUUAAUGAGGGGUCGCACGCCGCGGGCCGCCGGAGGAGCACGGCGCCGGUCAAAGCGUUCCCGUGUCCGAUCUGCGGCAAGGUUUUCAAAUUCAAGUCGCUGCUGGCGAGUCACUCGCUGAUCCACAGCGAUAACCGACCGUACGGCUGCGACUUCUGCAGCCGCAGCUUCCGGCGCCUCGGACACCUGAAGAGGCACCGUGAGGUCGUCCACGCCGACGGGGCGAAGCUGCCGCAGAGCUUUGUCUGUCACAUCUGUGGCAAAGACAAGAAGUGCCGCUCGCAGCUCGCCAGACACGUGGUCGUCCACACCGGAGAGCGUCCGUUCGCCUGUGACCUCUGCGCUGCGCGCUUCAACCGCAGAGGGAACUUGCAGCAGCACAGGAAACGCAUGCACGGUGUGGGGGCGGAGCCUGUGGAGGAGGCCCCGCCCAUCCUGUUUGACGACGACAUGACGCCCGCUCUGACUUACAAACAGGAAGAGACGGUGGUGGCCGUCGACGACAUGGAGGUCGUCACUGAGCACGCUCAGUCCUCCAAAUCUUAGACCCUUACACGAGGUUCUUCUGACAGAACGCUGCUAGAACCUCAGGAGAACCUCAGUAGAACCUCCCGAGGGACCAGAGACGCUUUCUGUUUGUCUGAAGGAUCAAUUCUGUUCUGUCUCUUUAAUAAAGAUGUGAUUGAUCAGAGAUCAAUAAUCAAUUCAUCAUUAUUGUUUCUGUUCUUUUGUUCAGCCUGAAAUCUGCUCAACUGUAAAGCUCCUCCACCUCCUUCCUCUU
Messenger RNA from Anarrhichthys ocellatus (wolf-eel), 1990 nucleotides. RefSeq names its product zinc finger protein 2-like. The record is from RefSeq and is a predicted model, not a curated record. Gene Ontology annotation, biological process: regulation of transcription by RNA polymerase II. The coding region runs from base 37 to 1755 and encodes 572 amino acids. Gene Ontology annotation, molecular function: DNA-binding transcription activator activity, RNA polymerase II-specific; RNA polymerase II cis-regulatory region sequence-specific DNA binding. The transcript is spliced from 2 exons. NCBI's taxonomy places the organism in Eukaryota, Metazoa, Chordata, Actinopteri, Perciformes, Anarhichadidae. Gene Ontology annotation, cellular component: nucleus.